CGGAAAAAUGUGAGUCUGUUUUGUUGAGUGUUUGGCAGCGAAUGCUCUAUCACUGAGUCCUCAAUUCAUCACAAACUCCACAACAUUUACACCUAUUUUGCUAACACUUCUCCUCAAAAACCAAAUAACAUCACUUGAUUUGGUCGUCAGUUAUGGCCAAAAACGGUCGACGAAAGCAUCGACUGACCGCCAGAACCAUCAAGAAUACCAAAGGUUCAAUGAGCGACACAAACGACAAUACAAUCCUUACAAACAGAAAAAGCACUAAAACUGCAAAUAAAUGUGAAACACAUUCAGAGCACCAGAAUCUUGAGAAUCAGGAGAUGCAACAAACCGACUGUGAUAUACAACGGGACCAACACAUCCAACCUAUCACUCAGACCACUGGUCAGAACCAAUCGGACGCCGAUUCCAACAUUCAGUCAAACACUCAGUCCUCUUCUGAUCAUAAGACAGAUAGUGAAGAGUCGAUCGCAAACAUGCAAACCAAAUGCAGGGAUGAGACACCAAAUCAAGACCAACAACUCUCACAAUCUGAUGAUAAGCCCUCAAAGUCAGACGUCCAGACAAAUUGUAAUAAUGCUAAACGAGUCAACGUUAAGAAUAAUAAAAAUUUAGUUAACGCUAACGAAAGCAAAUUAAAAGAUAACUUUUCCACUCAUGAAAAUUCAAGUUUCAAAAAAGCUCAGGAAGAAAAUGAUGGAAAUGGCGACAAAUACAAGUGUCCCGUAUGUGAUCUCAAACUGGAUUCACAGCACACUUUUACGGUACAUAUCCGACAGCACAACCCUUCAGAUCAUUCACACACCUGUCGAUUGUGUGGAAAGACUCUAAGUUCUGCGAGUUCUCUGGACAGACAUAUGCUGAUCCAUUCGGGCGAAAGACCAUUCAAGUGUCGCAUCUGCAACAUGGCCUUCACCACCAAUGGCAAUAUGCACCGACAUAUGAGGACACAUGGCAUGGAAAAUGCCAACGACGACACCAACAAUGGCACCGAUUCUAACAACGGUUCCCAUAAACUCAUUAAAUCUAAGAAACGAAAAGUGAGUGAAGAGGACAGCAAUAAAGACCAGACGUCGAAGUGUUCACCAAAAAGAAGAAAUUCCGAGACCAUCGCCGACCUGAGUGUACAGAAACCCAAUUCAAUCAAAACGACAGAAAUUUGUUGUCCGAUAUGCAAGAGGACAAUGGCGUCGACGGCUGCCCUCCACACACAUAUGGAAAUGCAUCCAAACGAUGCCAUUUGUUGCGGUGACUGCGGUAUGAUUGUCAACAAUUACGCCACAUAUACACAGCAUCGGUGCACCGCCGCCACCGUCGACGGCACCACCAGUUUGUUGUCAUCGAACCGAAUGAACUUCACGAGUGCGCCGGCGAUCGGCUUUUAUGACCUCAGUUUCACAGAUUUCACAUCAAGAAAGUUCUCAAUGAUAGCCAAAACUUUCUGCGAACACAAUCUCCGCAAAGCCAGCAGUCCUUACCAUGACUUUGAGUGCGAGAAAUGCAAGCGAGCCUUUCCCUCCGCCAGUGCUCUCAACCUUCACGAGUCCACACAUGACAGUCAGACUUACUGUCACUUAUGUCAACACGAUUUCAUCACUCCAGCGCUGUUUCUAUCGCAUCAAAUCAAACACAGAUUUGAUUACCCGGUGGUUGCGGUGCCGAUGACCAGUUCAAUACCACAACCGCUGGGCUUUAAGCCAUCGAACGAGUCGUACGGCGAUGUCCCGCAUUCAGACAAAGAGGACUUCUUGGCAUUACUUGAUCUCCAGAACAAAGGCUCACAAAUAAAUUCCAUUCAAUCAAACUAUAAGUUCACCCGAAGUGAAGAUUCCUUUGAAAACAAUUCCUAUUACAUUCACGCGAAGCCGAAUCCACCGCCGCGUGUGACCACAUUCCAGCCCAAAGUCAUCUCCAAUGGCACAGAAAGUGAUGGAAAUAAACACGAUUUAGCAGACAUUCAAUCGAUUAUAUCAGUAACCAAUUCUGCCGCACCUCUCAUGUCAAGCAUAAGGUCUUCACCGCCGGCCGCCUCUCCCGCGUCGCCCAUCCAUUUGGGAGUGAGUGGUGUUCAGCCCGACUCACCGGUGGCCGCAGACUCGGCCAAUGCGAGUCCGAACACUCCAUCCAAUUCCAGUAAAACAGAAACCGAUGAGAAGUCGAUGAACGAGAAACAGCUGUCGAUAGUGACCGAGAUGUCGGACGAGACGAGACCAGCGUUUAAAUGCAAUAAAUGUGCGCUAAGUUUCAAGACGACCAACGCUUUAAAGCGUCACAAUCGCGGCCACAGUCAGAGCGGCCACUCAUACGCGUGUCACUUGUGUCCGUACACUUCUUUGGACAAAAGCACUUUAGUCCGACACUUGCGGACCCACAACGGCGAGAGACCCUUCCAGUGCUCGAUCUGUAAGUACGCGUUCACUACGAAAGCCAAUUGCGAGCGACACGUCCGCAAACGCCACAAGAAGUCACAAAAGCAUGAGAUUAGAAGCGCUAUGCAAUACAACUCGAAUAUGUCGACCGCGUCUGCACUCACGCACCAGAAUGUGACCAAAACUGAGUCGAAUCCGGCGCUCUCGCCGGCCAAUGAUAGCUUUCCCGGCGGUUUUGAUACCGUCUGUAAAUAUUGUAACGUCGACUUCAAAUUCAAUCGAGUCCUUAGACAUCAUUUGAGAUCUCUUCACAACAGUUGCAGUCGUAAGCCUUACUGUUGUUCUGUCUGUAAACUCGGGUUCAGUACUAAAAACAAUUGCAUUCGACAUGUAGUCAAACAACACCCGGAAAUGAAAGACAAGUUGGCGUCCGUUGUUUACGCCAACUCUUCCAUGGGAUUCAAUAGCGACCAAUCGGAGUGCGAGUCCGUAUACCGAGACUCACCUGAAAUGUCACAUUUGACCAAAGACUCGAUCAAUAUGUCAACAGACAAUUCAAUGAAUGGAUCUCUAAGCGAGACGUCGGCGAUGUCUGGUCUAUCAGUCCCUCGACAUCACUCGAGUUUAGCCGCUUUGUGUCAAAUCGCUAAAAAUAUAUCAGCAAAUAAUGACAAACCCAUGAAUUUGGCCAUCGAUUCAAAGGACAACUAUGAGGACGAAGAGACAGAUUGUAGCGGUAAUGAAGACCAACCGCUGAACCUCGCGAGUCAUUCGCACGAAGAACAACCACUCGAUCUGGCCGUUCACGCGCUCGACUUGAGCUGCAAAUCAUCGUAUCCUUCAAAUAAAGACAAGAGUUCUGACGACAUGAAAGUUAACGAAGCCGUCCGUACGGCUGCUUCCAGUUUACUGGCGUUGCGCUCAAUGACCACUUCUUCUGCAUUUCCAACCAGUCUUACAAACUUUGCGACCGCAAGUGUUCUCCAGACACCGCUAUUUCAUCACUCAGGGAUCCCAUUAACGCCUCCAUUGCCCGCACACUCCACUCCACCCAUUGCUAUACUAUCGCCCAAUUCUGGCGCUUCGAUCGAUGAUAUCUACAAAAUGACAAAUUUUCGUAUUUCGAAGAAUCGUCUUUUGACUCGCAAUGAGAGGAGUUUUACGUGUGUUUACUGUUCGGCAGGAUUUACAUUGAAGUCAAAUAUGGAAAGACAUAUCAAACGAAAACAUCCAGAGUUUGCUCGACCGCCAAGAAGUCGCGGUAUGUCUGCGGCCACACAUCAGUCAUCAACUACUGGAACCAAUGGAGCGAUUCAUUUGAAUGCAUCACUUCUGGCGAAAUCGCAGAACACAACUCUUUCCAAUAAGACGAGAGCUGCCCUCAGAGUGGUUCUCAAUAACAAAGUGAUGGGAUCAGUAGUUGGAAACACUAGUGUCUCGAGACCUUCGACGCCUAAUGAACCACUUGUCAUGACUGCGAAACCCAAACCUACCGAAGAUAAUAACAAUUAUGGCGAUAAUACGGGAGACUUGGCCAGCGUUUCAUCACUGAUAGACCAUUCGGCCAACAAUUCCAAUGCAUUGAAGCAAUACUUUAAUAAGCAAAACGAUGACAGCGAUGUCAACGCAGAACUCAUAUCUACUAACGAGAAGAAUGAAACCAAAAUGGAAACAAUCCGUCCAAACGAUAGUAAGAGUGAUAAGAAUGUGAAUAAAAUGGUUGGCAAAGAGUCGGAAGAGAGUAAGGAAUGUGAGUCGGGAUCGACGGUAACGAAGAAGAGAAGUGCCUACACGGACUCGCCCAACAGUGUGUCGUGUCCGUACUGUAGCCGUAAGUUUCCCUGGACCAGUAGCUUAAGGCGACAUAUCCUCACUCACACCGGCCUCAAGCCAUACAAGUGCCCCAAAUGUCCCAUUCUUUUCACCACUAAAUCCAAUUGCGAGAGACAUCUCAUUAGAAAACAUAACGGAAGAGAGAAACGACUUUCGCUUAUCGAACACACGGCCGCCACUGACAGCAAGCCUUACAAAUGCAAUGUCUGUCCCAACAGUACGUUCACAACUCAAGGAAAUCUACGAAAGCAUUACUAUUUGCGUCAUUGGACUAAAACUGGGAAACAAAACAUUUUUAAGAAUAGGAAAGAAUAUAAAUGCGAAGAAGAGGUUCACAACGAGACGAACGAUACGAUUGCAAACAUCAGUUCACUGCAAGAGGAGGAGACGAGUGACGAUCGGCUUGCCUUCAAAUGUUACCUAUGCUCAGAAAGAGCGGAAACGUCUUUUAACAGCCGACUCAAGUGCCUGAAACACAUCCAGUCCUGCCAUUCCAACGAAUACAAUAUUUUGCAAUCGAAAGGUGCUAUCGAUAAGGUGCCCAUCAAUAACACCAAACCUAUGCCUAUAUUAGACAAUCAUAACGAUGAUUACGAUUAUAGUCAUCAAAAAAUUCUGUGUGUGUUCUGUCCGCGACAGUUCACCGUAUUUGACAAUUUGCGCCGUCAUAUGAGAGUCCAUUUAGGAGAGCGUCCCUUCAAGUGUAUGCUUUGCACCAAAAGAUUUUCGCUGAAGAAUAGCCUUCUGCGACACCACAGAACCAAUCAUCCGGAGAGCGAAUUAUCAUCAUCUCGAACGAAGACUAAGUCUAAGCAACCAAUCAUUCCAUCCAUUUCUUCGACAUCUCUUCUCAAGGAAACCGAUAGUCAAACUCUAACUCCAACUAAAGCUGUUAAGUCUAAAGGAAGCUGUAAUUCGCUAUUAUAUUUGAUCCCAAAAGAUGCCGUCAAACCAUUGGAAACAUUUGCACAAAAUUCCAAUCUAUAUGAUGGCGAUCACGAGGACGGAAGUGAUCUCAUUCAGAAUCUAUUAGGUCUUCAAGACUCGAAGAUUUUAGACGAUUUGCUCGACUCCGGCGCUGACUCCGCCGCUCGCAUAUUAGGCGUCAAAGAUUUGGCCUAA
This is a messenger RNA of Medioppia subpectinata, 5327 nucleotides long. The record is from the annotation of a GenBank genome assembly. Lineage: Eukaryota; Metazoa; Arthropoda; Arachnida; Sarcoptiformes; Oppiidae.